This is a messenger RNA of Girardinichthys multiradiatus, 3427 nucleotides long. RefSeq lists its product as uncharacterized. Lineage: Eukaryota; Metazoa; Chordata; Actinopteri; Cyprinodontiformes; Goodeidae. The record is from RefSeq and is a predicted model, not a curated record. Bases 1357 to 2664 code for a protein of 435 amino acids. The transcript is spliced from 5 exons.
CACAUCAGCUGCGGUCCGGCUUAUUUCAACAAAAGACACAACGCAGAAUGAACACUGUUACACAAGACAUAUGCUUGUGUCUUCUGUUUUACAAGUAGUCCAGCUGCAUAAGGUUAUGCAUUAACUGGGCAAAUAAGUGAGGCAGUACCAAACGGCAGGGGCAGAGAGCCAUCGCAGGCAGCCCACCAUCAUAUCCCCCCCACCCAACAUACCCUAUUACCUAAAUGAUAUCCACUUCAUCUUGCAUCUCAUUAAAAUCUCAUCAAAGAGGUUCAAGUACAGAAAGUGUUUUGACACUUGGAAACCGCAACAUUUUAUAACUUCUGGUUUGGAAGGUUUUAUAGCUGUUUCUUGACAUAUUCUGGGCAGAACAUUUCAUUUGUUAAUAUGUGAUUGUUCAGACAUGUGAAUGAGUGCAAAUAACUACAAUUUUUCUCACUCCUCACUUUCUUUUCUAUAACUGUUGUGUCCGCACUACUGUCCUUGAGACGCAGCAAGUAUUAAGUCUAUCAAACUUGUCAAACAUACCUUUGGCAGGAAUAGUUUCAAUGCAAGGCACCUGUCAAAUAUUCCAUCAAAGUAGCCAGUGAAAUUGCUGAUAACAAUUGUUAUUUGAUAUUGUGCUGCUUCAGUUAAGACAAACGUCAUAUAACAUUCAGAAUACUGGAUAGCUCAUGUUCAGCUAUGAUAUAUUGUUCCUCUGAUGUUUUCCUCCUUUGAUAACAGAUUCUGUCUCAGUUUGGGAAGCCAUCUCUACUGUGCCAGAAUGAGAAUGUUGAAACCCGUCACAGGAAAAUUCCUCUACCAUGUAAUCAAGAGAUUACUCAGUUUUUUUUAAAGAUAUUUUUUGGCACUAGAGGCCUUUAUUUUUCAUUUUUCGACAGUAGGCAAACAGGAAAGAGGGGCAGACAUUUGGCAAAGGUCACCGGGUCCAGGACUCGAACUCGGGACGGCCGCAUCAAGCACUAUAGCCUUUACAUAUGGCGGCGCCCAAGAUUGCUUAGUUUUGUGGACUUAUUGGGUCUCAGCCUACAUGGACCAGAGAGUGCAGGGCUUUGACAUAUGCCUCAUCAGGAUGUUUUGGAGAAACUCCAUCUAGAAAGUCCACUGCUUUUUCCUUAGUGAAACCCCUCCCGUAAAAGUUUUACAACACUCAGACAACUUUGGGUUUCCCUUUGUCACCACAGAUGUCAUGUGGCAGAUUCCUCAAAACUGCAAUGCCACACGUCACUCUUCUGAUUCACUCAGAUCAGAAUGGAUCUGAAUACAUCUGGCUUCCCAUAAGAAACAAGAAAGCCAACAGAGAAGAGGACAGAUUCCCCCUCAGUUUAGAAGAGCCAUCUCUUCUGUUCCAGAAUGGGAAUGUCAAAACCCAUCAGAGGGAUGUUCCUCUUCCUCCUCUUCAUCACAGUAUGUGCAGUCAUGGUCAUUGUUAACAAGAGAUCACCCAGCAUUAAAGAGAUGCCUGUGGCUCCAUGGUUUUGUCCAUCAUCAGUCUCUGAGCAGAGCAUUACUCCUCUGAAUAACACCAAGCACUUAUUGGUCUCAGCCUACAUGGACCAGAGAGUGCCGGGCUUUGACAUACGCCUCAUCGGGAUAUUUCGGAGAGAUUCCAUCCAGGAACUCCACUGCUGUUUCUGCUGUGCUGGCUAUCUAAGGGAAACCACUCCUGCAAAAGUUUUACAACACCCUGACAACUUCGGAUUUCCCUUUGUCACCACAGAUGUCAUGUGCCAGAUUCCUCAAAACUGCAAUGCCACACAUGUCACUCUUCUGACUCAGUCAGAUCAGAAUGGAUCCGAAUACAUCUGGCUUCCCAUAAGAAACAAGAAAAACAAGGCAGGAGAGAAUAAAAAGAUGGACUUCACUGUCUGCAUCUCUAAUCUGUUUGGGGACUACAACAAUGUGCUUCAGUUUGCACAGACCCUGGAGAUGUACAGGUUGCUUGGAGUGAACAGAGUGGUGAUCUACAAGACCAGCUGUGGCCCGGAUCUUGACCGUCUUCUGCAGAGUUACAAGGAGGAAGGCUUUGUGGAAGUAGUUCCCUGGCCAAUAGACAAACACAUGAAUCCGUCCCGGGGCUGGCUCUUUUCAAGUCAUGGUGGCGAUAUUCACUACUUUGGCCAGCUCACCACACUCAAUGAGUGCAUUUACAGAUCCAUGGAGCGUUCCCGCUACGUCCUGCUAAACGAUAUAGAUGAGAUCAUUAUGCCGUAUCAACAAGACAACCUGAAAUCUCUGAUGGAUGGUCUGCAAGCACAGUAUCCAAAUGUGGGCGUGUUCCUUAUUGAGAACCAUAUCUUUCCAAAAAAGCACUUUGAACCAAGUGGAAGGUUUCACCUUCCUCAGUGGAACAGGGUGCCAGGAGUUAAUAUUCUGGAGCACGUUUACAGAGAAAGCCCGGAUCGAAAUAUUUACCAUCCACAUAAGAUGAUCGUUCAACCAAGGAUGGUGGAGCAAACAUCAGUGCAUUCAGUGCUCCGUUUUUUUGGACAGCAGUAUACAGUUCCAAUGGACGUUUGUCGGAUCAUUCAUGUCCGUGUGGCCCUGCUGAAACAGCUAACGCUGGAGGAGCUCAACGUGGACAAACGGCUGUGGGAUUUUCAGGAAAAAUUGAUUCCCAACGUGGACAAAGUGUUGAAGAAAUUGGGGUUGCUAGCAUAGAGUUAAAGUAUGGGGCAGGAUGGGAAAUCCAGUUGACUGGGACUUGGCUUCGCACAUUAAGGAUGACAGUGAAUGUAUGCUGUGUUUGGUAUUUAUUUAUCGAAUUAUUUUACUCAUCAAAGCUAGUCAACUUUUAAGAUGUGAACAAAGGAAAUACUUCAUGAUUGAAAGGCAUUGUGCAUAAGUCAGUUUUGCUAGUUAUGUGGUUUAUUCAAGAGGUUUGCACAUGUACAAGUAGUUAAACUACCCAUGCACAUAUAACACAGAUCACUUCACUAUGCAUGCCUUUUAUUCAGACAGAAUUUCUGCUAGCUCAGGUCUACUUAGAUAAUAACUUAUUCCAGCAGAUAAGUCAUAAAUAUAUGUCCCUGAAGAUGUUUUUUUACUGUUGUAAAUGUCUUGGUUAAGGAUUUUUAAGUUUUUUUUGUUUUGUCAACUGGAAUUAAUAGUGAAUGGCAGUGUUGUAUUUUUUUGUCAAGGGCAAAUGCAUAGGUUAUGGCAUUUAAUUUCUAUAAACCUGACAAAUUUAUCAUCCACAAAUGUUUAUACAGGGUUCUUUCUACUUUACUUUGAUGGUUUUUGUCACCCUUGGCUUUGUAGAUUUUCUAAUUUCAUAUAGAUACACGAAUUCUGUCACUCUGGAUCUUUUGGCCUGUGAUGUGGUGUCACUUCUGGAGACUUCCUGGAAUAUUAUGUUUACCUGUUAUUAACAUCAUUGCAUUUAAAUGGGGGCAAAUGUAAACAAUAAAACCUUAUUUUCACA